This is a messenger RNA of Baudoinia panamericana UAMH 10762, 2697 nucleotides long. RefSeq lists its product as uncharacterized. The transcript is spliced from 2 exons. NCBI's taxonomy places the organism in Eukaryota, Fungi, Ascomycota, Dothideomycetes, Mycosphaerellales, Teratosphaeriaceae. The record is from RefSeq and is a predicted model, not a curated record. Bases 1 to 2697 code for a protein of 898 amino acids.
AUGUUCUUGAGCGGCAGUAAGGAGAAUGUUUCUCCAGCAAAUGGAGUGCCUGCUGUACCGGCGAUACCGCGUGUGCCAUCCCUGCCGAAGUCUUUUUCAACGGACAAGCUGCCGACAUAUAGAUCGAAUACGCCACAACCGGGACGUGCUGCACCUAUGCCUAGAAUGCUGUCUGCAGACCGUAUCCCGACUACUGGUCUGACGAUACCCAUCAGAAAGCGAGACGAGCUCUGGAGUGUCUUUCGCGCUCUCGAUGGAGACUACACGAAAUUUGCCUCGAAAUCGGUUGCCUUCAAGGCUAACGUAGUACGCACCACCCUCCUACCAUUCCUACGAACCUACACUACGCAUCCUUCGAACAAGACGCUACGACCGGAAGACCUUGAUAGACGGGCGAACAUUCUCAAUAAGUGGUGGACGGGUUUGAUCGAAAUGCUGCAUGGGCGCAAUAAUCAGUCAAUCUCCGGUACAGAUCGGCCAGUGAUCCUAGAUGGCAUCUCGGGUAUCAUGGAGCGACCAGAGUGGAGGUUGGCUCCUUCGCCGUUUAGUCCUAUCAGUCAACGGAUGAAGGGUACAGCAAGUCCUCGAAGCCGGUCCACGACCUCUCUAAGCUCAGCAACCUCGGAAUUCUUAACGGAGUCUGUGCAUCAAAACGUGCGCAACAUCUUCGUCCAGAAUCUGAGCGCGCAAAUGGCCUUUGUGGUAGACAAAAUGUCGCUGCGCAACGCGUCGGCUAGCCUGGUCAUCUUCUGUGGCAAGGCCUGCGCAUACGCCUUCAUGUUUGUGCCGGGUAUGGCGGACGUGCUCACCCGUCUCUGGGAUUUGCAGAUGGACACGCUCCGGCGAGUACUGGACGGUAACGGCAUAGGCAAGUUUGAUGAUGUGGCGUCAACAACGGAGCUUAUAGCGUCCAAUUUUCCGCCUGCAUUGCACCAACUCGGAUUUCAUUCUUUGAUGAAGUACAUGCGCAAGCUGCGGACACCGCCACCUUUACCUCUUGGGACCGCAAACAUCGAGUGGUGGGGCCAAUGGCUGGAACGCUGGAGUGGCCGCGAAAGUGACCUCUUCUACGUCUUCGUGAAGCAUUUUCAUAUCCUGGCAACUGACUUCCUACCCUCCGAGGCUUCGAAGAAAGAGCGCAUGUGUGCCCCUGGCGUUCUGCUGGUGCACGCCCAAAUACUAAUCAACCUGGAUGCGACUAUCCACAGAGAUGCUACCCAAAGCCAGCAGGACGCAGCUGGUCUGGGCGCACCACCAGCCUUUGACGACGUACUUAGCGGGCCAGAUGCGGUCGCCUCCGCGCUCCCUUUGCCUCCCAUCAACGCAGUACGAAUAAUGGCCGAGAACCGGCUUGUAAUGUUAAUACGCGACUUCUUGUCCGAACGAAGUGCGGAGCACCCAGUGGCGCGCGAGUUCUUUGCAGAGUCCUUCAAUGAUCUGCUCCAUACGACAGCCAAGGGCACCUCACUUUUUGACCAUGCCGCUUGUUACACUUUACUGGACUUUUUAGAGGAGGUGCUGGUCAUCUUGUCACGGUACGAGCACAUCAGUGGGAAGGCCAUCAUCGACUCGGCAUUCUGGCAGUCAGUGUGCAAGAAGAUGAUCAGCAGUCAUAACACCUUGACGGAGAUACGGCUGUAUGCGUUUCUGUACACCGUUUGGAAUACUGUUGUAUGCGAUUUGGGCCGCAAAAAGAACCUCUGUCUGGGCCUCCUGCUGGACCCGGAGAUCUUUGACAGCACCUUCAACCACUGGUGUCCUAUGGUGCGGGCCUACUUCAUGCGCUUGUUGUGCUGGAGGGUGGGGCGUUACGACGGCUAUCCCCAGGAGGUCGAUAUUGUGAUCCUCGAGACGAUGCUACAGCGCCUACAUGCGAACUGGUCCCAUUAUCUUUACCUACGCGAAGACGCAUCCAAAAGGCGCAUGCUGUUGCCACCGACAAAUCCUUGCAAUCCUGCUCCUGGCCGUCGAAUGCUGAUCAUCCGCACCGACUCGCAGAUCGCACCUGGUAACAUGUCGUUCCUGUCAUUCGACGGCAUAGUAUCACCGGCGGCGCCCAGCCAGCCUCAGCUACCUGUAAGGCGAUUCUCCACGCUCUCACACGUCGUCGAGCAGGACAGCAGGGCAGAUGCGCCACGCUCCGCUCCAGAAACGGAUCCUGUGUCCACUAGUGAGAAGAGUAUUGGUGGGUUCAUCCGGAAGAUGCUCGGCGGCUCGAGAGCGCGAUCCAAAUCCCAGGGCCCAGCGCAGACACGCUCGUUUCAGGCCGAGCCCACUGCUCGGAGUGGCCGCAGCUCAAUACAGGCCGAGACUACUGCGAAGCCACCUACUCCCUCUGCUCCCGUCGUGACACAGCACCGCAACUAUCUGUUCAAAUUCAGCCUCGAGUAUCACCACAAUAACAAGCAUGUACCGGGUCCCAUGCGUCUACAUCCGCCGAGACUGCCGGCUCCCGCCCAGACGUUUUUGCAGGAGCAUUCGAAGGUGGCCUAUGCAGCGCUACGCACGGCUCCCACCGAGCCUAACGGCUCGAGCAAGAGCAACGCACGCUACUGCGGCCGCGCAUUGGCAGAGUGGACUUUGAUUGUGGGUGAGUGCCAGAGCUUCUUCGACCGACGGAAGAACGAGGGCGUGCCGGGCAACAAGUUCGUUGAAACGCCGACUUUGGGCGUGGAAGUCUUCAAGAGGCCUUCUUGA